Messenger RNA from Charadrius vociferus (killdeer), 2202 nucleotides. It is a transcript of the gene NSMF, whose product is annotated as NMDA receptor synaptonuclear signaling and neuronal migration factor. The annotation marks the transcript as partial. The transcript is spliced from 14 exons. NCBI's taxonomy places the organism in Eukaryota, Metazoa, Chordata, Aves, Charadriiformes, Charadriidae. The record is from RefSeq and is a predicted model, not a curated record. Gene Ontology annotation, biological process: regulation of neuronal synaptic plasticity; positive regulation of neuron migration. Gene Ontology annotation, cellular component: cytoplasm; nucleus.
AUCACCUGUUAGCCGACUCCUACAUCGGACAGGAGGACUCCCCUGAGAUGCAGCAGGCAGCACAGAACAAGCGCAGGCUCUCUGUCAUCUCGGACGGCAAGUUUGAGAGGAGCUUCUCUGAGGAGCAGGCAGAGAAGAUGCCAAGUGAGGGACCGAAGCCACGAGUCUACACAAUCUCUGGCGAGAGGCCGAUGCUGUCGGACCAUGAGAACGAAAGUAUGGAACUGGUGGUGAUGAAGGGGGCUGCCCAAGAGGAAUGCCACCAUGGCCACCAAGUGCACAGCACUGGUGGCUCUCACGGAGUUAGCAGGCAUUGCAAGGGCUGGCCAGGCAGCCGGCAGGGCUCCAAGGAGUGCCCAAACUGCACCCGGCUGGCUGCCCCUUCCCAGCAUUCCUUUGACCUGGAGCAGCAUCAAUCCGGUGAGACCGGGUGGCACAGAAAAAGGCUGGAGAGGAUGUAUAGUGUCGAUCGAGUGUCUGACGAUGUCCCCAUACGAACCUGGUUCCCAAAAGAGAACCUCUUCAGUUUUCAAACUGCUACUACAACUAUGCAAGCGAUCUCGGCGUUCAGGGGCUACGCAGAGAGGAAGAGACGGAAACGAGAGAAUGAUUCGGCAGCUGUUAUACAGAGGAAUUUUCGGAAGCACCUCCGCAUGGUGGGGAGCCGAAGGGUUAAAGCACAAACAUUUGCCGAACGGCGUGAGAGGAGCUUCAGCAGGUCCUGGAGUGACCCGACUCCCAUCAAAGCUGAUUCCUUCCAUGACUCUCGAGAAAGCCAUGACCUUCAGGAUUCCUGCGGCACUUUGGAUGGCAACUUUGACUUGAACUGGGAAGCAGAAAAGGAACUCGAAGCCAUGGCAUGUGACGGAGAAGACUUUAUUCCACCAAAAAUAAUGCUCAUUUCUUCCAAGGUGCCCAAAGCAGAGUAUGUCCCGACAAUCAUCCGCAGGGACGAUCCCUCUAUCAUCCCCAUUCUCUACGACCAUGAGCAUGCCACCUUUGAUGACAUCCUAGAGGAAAUAGAGAAGAAGCUUAACAUUUAUCGGAAAGGCUGCAAAAUCUGGAAGAUGCUGAUAUUUUGCCAGGGAGGUCCCGGUCACUUAUACUUGUUAAAGAACAAAGUUGCCACUUUCGCCAAAGUGGAGAAGGAGGAAGAUAUGAUCCUCUUCUGGAAGAGGUUGAGUCGGCUGAUGAGUAAAGUCAAUCCUGAACCAAAUAUCAUUCACAUCAUGGGCUGCUAUGUUCUUGGAAACCCCAAUGGGGAGAAGCUAUUUCAGAAUCUGAAAAACUUAAUGAAUCCUUAUAGGGUUGCCUUUGAGUCUCCACUUGAACUAUCAGCUCAAGGUAAGCAAAUGAUUGAGACUUACUUUGACUUCCGCCUUUACCGCCUCUGGAAGACCCGCCAGCACUCUAAACUAUUGGAUUACGAUGACAUUUUAUGAGCUGGAGAAGACUUUGCAAGAGGAAGUUGAUCACCGGUGUCCAAGAAGUCGUGCUUACUGCAGAGAGACUUUUUUAUUGGCACAGGGAACCCUUCGAAGCCCUAUAGGAGGCAGCAGUGCUAAAGGGAGGGAAGAAGGAGCCCUCAGAAGUGUGUUGGGAGGAAAGUCUCCUGGGUCAAGAGAGACUGGAGGGAAAGGGUUUGACACCUCACUCGCCUCAGGUCAGAGCCGUGGUGUCUCAGGAGGAGCUGUGUGAAACGAGGACAGAUGGAGUUCCUUGCAGAACUGAGCUGUUUUGGGUCAGAAUGGGCCAGAUUUGAUUCCAGGUCCUUUUAAAGACUUUUAAAGCUCAGGUUUUCUUACACAAAAUAAAAUCAAUUACCCGUGCACUACAAUGAAGAAGUGACCAGAGCACAGAGGAAGGAGGGGUUUGUACUGAUGGGACCUUCUGUGCCUGGGGAUCUCGGAGAGCAAGGACUGCUACACCUACUCCUGCAAACUUCGAUCGAGACGAUCCAGUUUCAUUGUGAAUAUAUACUGGAAUAUAGAAUUGGAAUCUAACUCUUUUUUUUGUUUUGUUUAAUAGAAAAUAAGUGCAAUUUUUAUAGCAAGAGGGGCCAAAUCCCUCCCGAUAUUUUAUUAGUUAAAAAUAACACACCAGUAACCAAUAGAUGAGGUAUUUUUGGUCUGCUUGAAAAUAUAUUCAAAAUGGUAAUAUAUCUUCUGUAGACAUAUUUAAUCACCAGCAAACAUGUUUUAA